AUGGAUCGGCGCGACGGGGCGGGCAAUCGGGGCCGGAGCUACGCGCGCGGCAACGCCCGAGGCCGAGGAUGGCCGGGCCGGUGUGAAGACCGCGGCCGCCCCUCCACACAACCUCCUCCCUCCACCGCCCCCGCCGCCGCGGUCAUCCCCAGCGACGCCCAGCCGAUCGUGGGCACCUGUCCCGACAUGUGCCCGGCUACAGAGAGAGCGCAGAGGGAGCGGCUCCGAGAUCUGGCCGUGUUUGAGCGUGUGAGCAGCGACCCCAUGCGCACGUCCCAUUCCCUCGCCGUCAAGAAGGUGAGCCGUCCAUGA
This is a messenger RNA of Triticum turgidum subsp. durum (durum wheat), 312 nucleotides long. NCBI's taxonomy places the organism in Eukaryota, Viridiplantae, Streptophyta, Magnoliopsida, Poales, Poaceae. The record is from the annotation of a GenBank genome assembly.